AUUUUUCUUCAAGAAACAUUUAUGUCUUGUAUCAUCGUCAUGAUGUUGCACUUAUUCAUUGCUCUUUGUUUUUUGGGUUUUGCUUUUGCAGAUCAGCCCGAUGAAGAAACCAUUCGGCGAGCAAUGCAAAAUCCUGACCUCUUUGGAGGUGAUAUGAUGGGAAUUGAAGGACCAGAUGACCGAAAUGGAAUUCCAUGGGAAAUGUUUAGAUGGCCAGAUGCCAAAGUCCCAUAUGUCAUUGAUCCAUCAUUAAAGGAUCAUAUGGAUGUGAUCACGCAAGCCUUCAACAAUUACCACUCGACAACCUGCGUGCGUUUCAUUCCAAGAACGAAUCAACCAGAUUACAUCAGACUUUUUGCUGGCCAAGGUUGUUAUUCUCAAGUUGGAAUGACAGGUGGCCAACAGCCUGUAUCCUUAGGACAAGGCUGUCACUUCAAAGGUACUGUAGUUCAUGAACUUGGGCAUGCACUAGGAUUCUAUCACGAACAAAACAGAUCGGACAGAGAUGAUUAUCUGGAAAUAUUCAUGAAUAAUGUGCAGAAAGGUAUGGAAUCGAAUUUUGCUAAACUGGCUCCCAAUCAGAACUGGCUGAUUACUGAUUUUGAUUAUGAAUCCAUCAUGAUUUACGGAAAUCAUGCAUUUUCCAAAGAUGGUACUUCAAUUACGAUGAAGGCUAAAAAUGGAAAGCCAUUGUAUGAUCCUUACAAGAAGAUUGGCAUGACUGCAUCUGAUAUCAAGAGAGUUAACACAAUGUAUGAGUGCAAAUAAAGUGAAAUAAUUGAUAUGAAAAGUAUCUGAGAGAAAGCAAUUCUUGUGAAUACUCAUAAGGGAAAAACAUAAGCAAUAAGUUACGGAUAAGAUAAGCAAUAAGAUAAGUUAUCUAACCAGUUGAAUGAGCAGAAGAUGGAUGGGAAAAAGUACUUCAUUUGGAUAUAUACAGUAAAGUGAAUUAAUUAGACAAGUAAGAAAAUUUAGCAAUGGUGCAGAAACAGGAAGCAAAAAUUAUCUCUAAUCUAUAAACAGUCUACAUUGAAUUUUCUAACACGGAUGGGUUAA
Argiope bruennichi is the source of this 1056-nucleotide messenger RNA. Its product is annotated as astacin-like metalloprotease toxin 5. Lineage: Eukaryota; Metazoa; Arthropoda; Arachnida; Araneae; Araneidae. The coding region runs from base 22 to 768 and encodes 248 amino acids. Gene Ontology annotation, molecular function: zinc ion binding; metalloendopeptidase activity. The transcript is spliced from 6 exons. Gene Ontology annotation, biological process: proteolysis. The record is from RefSeq and is a predicted model, not a curated record.